UUUCCUUGCACGUAUUUUUUGAAUUCAGAAUUUUCGUCAUUCCGUUUCAAGUGGAAAAAAAUUUUCGAAGAUUGUGAAUAAUACGAAACUACUAGGAAGACUUCCUAAAAAUUCCCAAGUGUAGAAAAUUAUAGAAGAAGAAAAAAAGGGGAGAGUGCGAAUAUAAAACAAUUUAUAAUCUUGAUAUAAAAACGGACUUGAAAUAUUUUGUUUGUUGUUGAUAUUACAUGCAAAACAUGGUGUACUUGCACUUUCCGUCAAGUUUAACGGAAGAAGAGCUGAUGUUACAGGCCAAAUAUAACAAACUCAAGAGAAAGAAAAAGGCUUUGCAAGAUUUAAAGGCCCCUAAACAGGAAGUAGAACGUAUUCCUCAAGCUCCAAAACGACCUACAGAAGCAAGAGAUGCCCGCGAAGUAGCUAAAAAAUUAAUAAAAUCUGGUGUAAUCACAGCUCCAAAAACUCCUAAACGCCCGGAGCAAACUUUCAAGAGAUCUCGUGGACUAGAAAGAAAAUUAAAUAGUACAGAAAAAACAGUUAGUUCUUACCAGCCAUUUUCGGCGACACAAGAAGAAGAAGAAACAGAGGCAGUAAGACCAAGAGUGAAAGAUUUGUAUAAUAGUUUUGUUGGUGCUCAGGAUACUGGAGAUAGGAAUGCCAAUGAUACGCAGACUCCAUCUAAACAAGAGAUUAAGCCACGUGCAGGAAAUACAAUAUUUGUAUGUGGAUACAAGAUAACAGAAGAUUAUCUUAAGAAACAUUUCCAAAGUUUUGGAAAUAUUGUUAAUAUUUCAAUGGAAGUAGAAAAAAAUCGUGGCUUUAUAACUUUUGAAAAAGCUGAAGCAGCUGAAAGAGCAAUAAGUGAAAUGGAUGGUAGUAUGGUCUCUUCGAUUCAAUUGAAAGUUUCGUUAGCAAGAAGACAACCUAUAAUAGAGCCUGUGAGUGAUACUAUGUCUAGUUCUAUGUGGUCACCAAUUGCAGCUAACUAUUCACAAAAAAGCGCACAUAAAGACAGACGUGAUCUUAAAGUAUAUGAAGAGGAUCUUUUCCAGUAAAUAACACGGUGGAGACAUUACCUGGCUGGUAUUGACCUCGCCGUCGGUCCUGGACUCGGUAUAAGGAGUAGGCGCGUCGAGGAACCGCUCUUCGAGUCUGUCCUGAAAUUGCUGUGCCGUGGGCUCCUGCUCCUCGGAAGUAUCGCCGGUCCCGCCGAGCUCGCGACCCUCCAUCGCGC
This is a messenger RNA of Camponotus floridanus (Florida carpenter ant), 1231 nucleotides long. It is a transcript of the gene Nelf-E, whose product is annotated as negative elongation factor E. The coding region runs from base 228 to 1052 and encodes 274 amino acids. Lineage: Eukaryota; Metazoa; Arthropoda; Insecta; Hymenoptera; Formicidae. Gene Ontology annotation, molecular function: RNA binding. The transcript is spliced from 4 exons. Gene Ontology annotation, biological process: negative regulation of transcription elongation by RNA polymerase II. The record is from RefSeq and is a predicted model, not a curated record. Gene Ontology annotation, cellular component: NELF complex.